This is a messenger RNA of Nerophis ophidion (straightnose pipefish), 2787 nucleotides long. Its product is annotated as zinc finger protein OZF-like. Lineage: Eukaryota; Metazoa; Chordata; Actinopteri; Syngnathiformes; Syngnathidae. The record is from RefSeq and is a predicted model, not a curated record. The coding region runs from base 682 to 2217 and encodes 511 amino acids. Gene Ontology annotation, cellular component: nucleus. Gene Ontology annotation, biological process: regulation of transcription by RNA polymerase II. Gene Ontology annotation, molecular function: DNA-binding transcription factor activity, RNA polymerase II-specific; RNA polymerase II cis-regulatory region sequence-specific DNA binding. The transcript has 4 exons.
CGCCAAACGUGUUUUACUGGUCUGCUGAAUUUGAAAGAAGAAGAAGAAGAACGAGGAACAAGCAAGAUGGCGUUUGAUAAGAAGGCCUAAACGUGGGCAUUAUUGUUCAGCAUUUUUAGUUUGUGCAUACAUGACGUUUAGUGAAGCAAACAUUGUCUAAAGUUGUUUGUAUUCGGAUACAUUUGUCUGGCGCACUUUGAUGCUUCUUCUUGUGCUAUUUUAGCUGGCAAAUGAGCUAACCUUGCUAGUUAGCUUAGCUUAUUAGCUGCUAACUAGAAUACGCCGAAGUUAUCAACACAUGGCUUAGCAGAGACCAAGUGUGAGUGUAAAGUGUUGUGAUUGUGGGAAAAUGUGUGAAAGAACGAUAGCAGAGUACGAGGAGGAACUGUGUCCAACAAAAGAGGGGAAGGAGCGACAACAUCAACUACUGGACGCCUAUUAUAAGAAACAUCAUCAGAUUGUUUUACAAACAGGAAAGUUAAUUAUCUGCGAUGAGGCGGCGACUUGUCCAUUGUGUACGCCACCUUCCGCCCGAUUGUAGCUGAGAUAGGCGCCAGCGCCCCCCGCGACCCCAAAAGGGAAUAAGCGGUAGAAAAUGGAUGGAUGGACGGUUAAUUAUCGUAUGAGGAUGAUGCACUGCUUUGUUUUUAUUUUGUUCAUAACAAGGAGACAGUUUCAGACAUGAGAGACGCCCAGCAGCCCCCCCAUAUCAAAGAAGAAUAUUUACAUCCCCCUUGUGUAAAAGAGGAUGAGGCAGAGCCAUCCUACAUUAAAGAGGAAGAGGAGGAAGUGCGGAGCAGUCAGGAGGGAGUGUGUCCUCUAGGGCAGGAGGAGACGGAUCUCACCAAGUUUCCACUGAGUGUUGUCUCUGUGAAGACUGAAGACCAUGAAGACAAACCCCCUGAGUCCUCACAGCGUCAUCACAGUCCAAACGUCUGUGAAGAACAUCCUCUCCCUCUGCAGCAGGAAGACAGCUUCAAGAUAGAGCAGGAAGAACCACAAAUCUACCACAAUCAUGAGGAAGAGAAGGCACCACCGACCUCACACUUUAAAAAGAGAGAUGUUGAUGGACUAACCUCUAACAUUAAAGAGAAAAAGGAAGUGACACAUCCCCACUACUUUAAAAAGGAAGAACAGUACCCACUGACCCUGCUUGUUAAAGAGGAAGAGGACGGAGAGCAUCUUGAAUGGUCAGAGGAGUUCCCAGUGAUUGGUGUGAUUGUGAAGAGUGAAGAUGAUGAGAUCAAACAUAAAAGUGAGGAGAAGAGAGAGGUGGAGCCUCUAAGCAGCAGCUCAACUCAACACAUCACAACAGAAGCUGAUGGAGACCUCUGUGGAGGAUCACAAGCAGACAAGCUCUUAGCUCCACUAUCAGAUAGUGACGACACAUCACACUCUCCUGACACUGAUGAUGAAGACUCUAAAGCCGACAAGACAUGUCACACUGACAACACACGCUUUAAUUGUUCUCACUGUGACAAAACUUGCAAAUACCGUUGUGAUCUGAAAAUACACAUGAGAAAACACACUGGAGAAAAACCUUUCACCUGUUCAAUCUGUAGUAAAGGUUUUGCAGAAAGUCAAAAUUUGAAAGUACACAUGAGAAUACACACGGGAGAAAAGCCAUUUGUGUGCUCAGUUUGCAGUAAAAGAUUCUCUCUGAAGCAAGCUAUGAUUAGACACACAAGAAUACACACUGGAGAAAAAACUUUUUUCUGCUCCGAAUGUGGUAAAGGUUUUAUACAAAAUAGUGAUCUGAAUAUACACAUGAGAACACACACUGAAGAAAAAUCAUUUUCCUGCUCAGAAUGUGGUAAAUAUUUUCUCCAAAGACAGUAUUUAAAAAAACACAUGAGAAUACAUACUGGAGAAAACCAGUAUAACUGUUCAAUCUGCGGUAAGGAUUUUGUAAAACGUCAAUAUUUGACAGUACACAUGAGAAUACACACCAGGGAAAAACAUUUUCUCUGUUCAAUCUGCGGUAAAGGUUUUGUACAAAGUAACAAUUUAAAAGUACACAUGAGAAUACACACUGGAGAAAAACUACUUUCCUGUUCUAUCUGCAGUAAAGAUUUUGUACAAAGUCAACAUUUGAAAGCACACAUGAGAACACACACAGGUGAGAAAGUGUUGAGUUGCAGUGUGUGUGAUGAAAGAUUCUCUUAUAAGUACCAGUGUAAGAAACACAAGUGUGCUGGUGAGAACAGCAGCAAAUGAAGCUGCAGACUUUAUUAACCAUGGCCUUCUGACAUCAGCACAUAUAACAUGAUUUACAUUAUUGUUGUGUAUGUAACACAUACUUGUUAAUAUUCUUCUUACAUUAAUAGAUGAUAUAUUUCAGGUUAGUAUUUUUUUUUGUGGGUCAAGUAUAUGCAAUGAUAUACAAACUAGUGUACUUUAAUUAAAAUCAGAGCAAUUUGACUUAAAAAGGUACGAGUAAACAGUACAAAACAUGUAUGUUACAUACAAUAAACAUUUAAUGUGUAUAUGGAAAUUCAUAAUCAAAUUUUAAGCUUACUCAUAACAGUGUUUUAAUAUCGGAUUUUAAUAUCAUUAUUUACUUUGUACAUCAUUUGAGCAGUAUGUGUUUUUAUCAUUUACUUUUGAAAUGUGUGACUUAAUGAAUCAUUUGUUGGGUCCUGAUAAUACAUUCUUUAAACUUAAUUAGUUUUUUUUGUAAUAUGAAUAUUCUUUUGUGAUUGUUUUAUAUGUAUGUUCCCAGACUUUAUGCAAUAUAUAAUGUAUGCUUCAACUAAAGUUGGGAACAAUAAAUGUAGUUAUUUGUUA